Vigna unguiculata (cowpea) is the source of this 863-nucleotide messenger RNA. RefSeq lists its product as uncharacterized. The record is from RefSeq and is a predicted model, not a curated record. NCBI's taxonomy places the organism in Eukaryota, Viridiplantae, Streptophyta, Magnoliopsida, Fabales, Fabaceae.
UUUUCCCAUUCCUUGGGAUGCAACAUUAUUUGGCGUUGACAAUGGCAAUAUACCUUUAUAUGUGAACAUGUCAGAUUUGUGGGAAAUAAUACAGGGUAAUCAGAUGUUGAACAUUGCAGUCAUUCAACUUUGGAUUAUGUAUCUAAAUGAAUUAAUUGUCAAUGCGGGGCACAAUGAUAUUUAUGGUUUCCUUGAGCCUUAAAUUAUACAAAAGUCUGGGAAUAGAUCAAUGCACAUUCAAAGAUAUAUUCAACGAUGGAUUCAUGAAUUCAAGAAAAGAAUUUACAUCGCCCCUUAUAUUGAAGGGUCUCAUUGGCAAUUGAUUAUUAUUUGCCCCAUAGACCGUAUUGUCGUUUGGUUUUGUUCAUUGCACAAGAAGCCAAGCAAAGAAAUGAAAACUUUAAUACAAAGAGCUAUUAAUGUAAGUGGUGUCUUGGAUGGUAAAUCCACUGCAUCUUCAUCUCAUCUGGAUUGGAUUUAUCCUAAGUGCAAUAGGCAACGUGGAAGCUUUGAGUGUGGAUACUAUGUUAUGCAUUGGAUGUGGACUAUAGCUCGUGCUACCAUUGUUGAUUCAUGGGCCGAUGUUUUUGAUGGAGUCGAGCCAUUGGGUAAAGAUAAAAUUGAAGAUAUUCGCAAGGAAUGGGCAAGAUAUUUUUUGUGGCUAAAACAUUAGUUUUGAUAGCCAUUAGAAAUGUUUUAUUUUGGAUAUGUAAGGUAUUUUGUAGCCUUAACAUUUAGCAUAAUAGUUUUGAUAGGAUUUAGUAAAUGAUUGUAUCUUAGGAAACGAAAAUUUGAAUUGUUUGGAAUCUGGCUUUUUAUGACUUUUACAGGUUAUUGGAUAGUUCCCAAAACAAGCUGACUUU